This is a messenger RNA of Engraulis encrasicolus (European anchovy), 1857 nucleotides long. Its product is annotated as NLR family CARD domain-containing protein 3-like. Lineage: Eukaryota; Metazoa; Chordata; Actinopteri; Clupeiformes; Engraulidae. Gene Ontology annotation, biological process: intracellular signal transduction. The record is from RefSeq and is a predicted model, not a curated record. Bases 13 to 1857 code for a protein of 614 amino acids. The transcript is spliced from 2 exons.
CCUGACACAGCCAUGUCACAACCACCUUCACCCAACGGUGCCACAUUAACAGAAAGCCAUAACCUGAAUGAAGUGCGGAAGAGUCACAAAGCUAGCAUGAAGAGAAAAUUUGAGAACAUGUGCGAGGGCAUCACAAGGCUAGGUGCUCAAAUACCCCUGAACAAGAUCUACACAGAGCUCUACAUCACAGAGGGAGAAAGUGAAGUGGUGAAUAAAGAGCAUGAAGUUUGGCAGGUAGAAGCAGCAUCCCGACCACAAACUACAGAAGACACACCCAUAAACUGCAAUGACAUCUUCAAAUCUGGACACAUAAGAACUGUCAUGACCAAAGGCAUUGCUGGCAUUGGGAAAACCGUCUCAGUGCAGAAGUUCAUCCUUGACUGGGCAGAGGAGAAAGCUAAUCAGGAUGUAGACUUUAUGUUUUUACUUCCAUUCCGUGAGCUGAAUCUGGUUAAACAUGAUCAGUACAGUCUUCACAAGCUCCUGAUUGGCUUCCACCCCGAUCUUGGGCAGUUAAAGAACACUGAGUAUAGAGAUUGCAAAGUCGUAUUUAUCUUUGAUGGUUUGGAUGAGAGUCGACUACCACUUUGUUUCCAGAAGAACCAGAAGGUGUCUGAUGCAGAUCAAACAGCAUCAGUGGAUGUGCUGAUGACAAGCCUCAUUCAGGGAGAAUUGCUACCCUCUGCUCUCAUCUGGAUAACCUCCAGACCAGCCGCAGCCAAUCAGAUCCCUUCCCAGUGCGUCAAUCUGCUGACAGAAGUGCGAGGGUUCAAUGACCCUCAGAAGGAAGAGUACUUCAGGAAGAAGAUCAGCAACCAAAAGGAAGCUAACAGAAUAAUCUCGCACAUCAAGACAACCAGUAGUCUCCACAUUAUGUGCCACAUACCAGUCUUUUGCUGGAUUGUAGCCACUGUACUACAGUCGAUACAGUAUAAAGACAAGAGGAAUGAAGCUCCCAAAACGCUGACAGAGAUGUUCAUACAUUUCCUCCGUAUCCAGACCAAAAUGAAGGACCAGAAGUAUCAAGACGAUGCUGAGAAAGAUGGGCUCCUGGCAUCACAUAAGGAUGUCAUUCUGAAACUGUCAGAGCUGGCUUUCGGACAUCUGGAGAAUGGCAACCUCAUGUUCUAUGAAGACGACCUGAGACAGUGUGGCAUUGAUGUCAGUGAAGCAUCUGUGUAUUCUGGCUUGUGCACUGAGAUCUUCAGGGUGGAAUGUGUGUUUGACCACAAGAAGGUAUACUGCUUUGUCCAUCUGAGCAUCCAGGAGUUUCUAGCUGCACUACACGUGUUCUCCUCUUAUCUGAAUAACAAUGAGGAGGUAUUGGGAUAUUUCCUGAAAAGAGAGGCCACCGAUACAGCAGACGCAGAUGUGCCACUUGAUGAGCUUUUGGAUGGUGCAGUCAACAAAGCUUUGGAAAGCAAGAAUGGACACCUUGAUCUGUUUGUUCGCUUCCUUCAUGGUAUUUCUCUGGACUCAAAUCAGAGACUGCUGCAGGGCCUAAUCUCAGAUGCCCCCACUUCAGGGAGUUUGGAGAAAAUAAUCAUGAACCUGAAGCAGAAAUUGACUCAAGAUGUCCCCCCUGAGAAAUUGAAAUCUGCUGAGAGGUGCAUCAAUGUUUUGCACUGUCUGGCUGAAAUGCGCGACCACUCUUUUCAUGAUGAAAUCCUGGCCUUUCUAAAGGAAGAGGACGUUUCAAAGAGAUUUCUUGAAGUGGGAUAUUGCUCUGCUGUGGCUUACAUGCUUUCUGUGUCCAAUAAUGUCAUGAAUGAGUUUGACCCCAAAAAAUACAGCACUUCUCCAGAAGGUCGCAGGAGACUGAUUCCAAUUGUCAGAUGCUGCCAAAAGGCCAUGUGA